ACCCAGCGACCACCCACCAUGAGCACCGACGCCACGUACCGGCCGGAGCUGGACUCUGAGCACCACGGGGAGCUGGCCGACAUGGUGGCGGCCAUGGACGUGACCGCCAGCCGCAUGACUCCGCCCAACGGCUACAGAUCAGGGGCCCCGAGGAGCGCCAGCGGCCAGAGAGCUCGCCUCACUGACCGCAAGAUGUCCCUGCAGGAGAGGGGCAGCCGCAUGGCCCGGCAGCCCACCAUCGAGACCAAAAGGGUGUCCAUCACAGAUGCAGACGACUGUCUCCAGCUUAACCAGUACAAGCUGAAGAAUGAGAUUGGAAAGGGUUCAUACGGAGUGGUUAAAUUGGCCUACAAUGAAGAUUCUGAACAGUACUAUGCAAUGAAAGUAGUUUCAAAGAAGAGGCUUUUGCGCCUGUGCGGGUUUUUGCGCCGCCUGCCUCCUGCAGGAUCAAACAACCAGCAGGACCUGAUCACCAAAGCCUCGCUACCUCUGGAGAGAGUGUACAGGGAGAUCGCCAUCCUCAAGAAGCUGGACCAUAACAACGUGGUCAAACUGGUGGAGGUGCUCGACGACCCGGAUGAAGAUGGACUUCACAUGGGUAGGAGGUCACACAUCUCCUUCGAACUGAUGACAAAAGGGGCGGUGAUGGAGGUUCCCACAGAAAACCCCCUAACGGAGGAGCAGGCCCGCUUUUACUUCAGAGAUGUUGUCCUGGGAAUAGAGUACCUGCACUACCAUAAAAUCAUCCACAGAGACAUCAAACCCUCAAACCUGCUGCUGGGGGACGACGGCCACGUCAAGAUUGCAGAUUUCGGGGUGAGCAACGAGUUCGAAGGCACGGACGCCAUGCUGUCCAGCACGGCGGGGACACCGGCCUUCAUGGCCCCUGAGAUGAUGAGCGAAGACCAGCAGAGCUUCAGCGGAAAGGCCGUGGACGUGUGGGCCAUCGGAGUCACGCUCUACUGUUUUGUCUUUGGGAAGUGCCCUUUUUACGACGAGUACAUUGUCUCUCUGCACAACAAGAUCAAGAACAAACCGGUGGAGUUUCCAGAGACGCCCUCCAUAAGUAACGAUUUGAAAGAUCUCAUCGAAAAGAUGCUGGAUAAAGACCCUGGAAAAAGAAUCACGAUUCCUGAAGUAAAGCUCCACCCGUGGGUGACGGAGAACGGCUCCAAUCCUCUCCCUCUGGAGGAGGAGCACUGCCAGGCGGUGGAGGUCACCGACGAGGAGGUGCAGAACAGCGUUAAGCUCAUCCCCAGCCUCUCCGCUGUGAUUCUUGUGAAGUCAAUGCUAAGGAAGCGGUCUUUCAGUAAUCCCUUCGAGUAUCAGGGCAGACGGGCGGAGAGGUCCAUGUCUGCCCCCGGAGGUCUUCUUACCGGUGCUUGGGGCUUACUGGGGUCUUCGCCUUUGCUUCAUCCUUCCUUGAGAACAGAGGAGGGCAGCAGCGUUGUGCUGCUGGUGAAGAGCUCCAUAGCAAUCAUCCACUUUGUGCCUCCAAACAAGAGCUUUGAGAACUCUGCUCUAAUGCUCACAACAAAAUCUUAUUUUACUUCAUGA
Menidia menidia (Atlantic silverside) is the source of this 1557-nucleotide messenger RNA. Lineage: Eukaryota; Metazoa; Chordata; Actinopteri; Atheriniformes; Atherinopsidae. The record is from the annotation of a GenBank genome assembly.